Molecule: messenger RNA, 816 nt
Organism: Drosophila novamexicana
Lineage: Eukaryota; Metazoa; Arthropoda; Insecta; Diptera; Drosophilidae
Product: trypsin alpha-3-like
Exons: 1
Coding region: 1-816 (271 amino acids)
Biological process (GO): proteolysis
Molecular function (GO): serine-type endopeptidase activity
Source: RefSeq, a predicted model, not a curated record
AUGUGGAUCUAUACGCCUCUGCUUGUCCUGCUACUCUCAAAGGCAGCUCUCCUGGAGGCAACUUUUAUAUGGGGGCUCCCAUGGCAUCAACGCAUUGUGAAUGGCCGACCAAUUGACAUUGCAACUGCGCCCUGGCAGGUGGCUUUGUUGAAUAAUAGCGAACAUUUUUGUGGUGGCUCGAUCGUCCGUAAAGAUAUUAUCAUAACAGCUGCGGAGUGCUUGAGGGACAGACUGUCCAUUGCACACUUGACAGUGCGAGCUGGUUCCACGAAAUGGAACUCUGGAGGGCAGCUCGCGAAGGUGGAUGAUUACAGGAUCCACGAGCUCUACGGCAGCGAGACCCAUGAAAAUGACAUUGCCGUUUUGAAGUUGGUUCGACCGCUUCGGCUUGGACCCUCGGUUCAAACAAUUCCGUUGGCAAAAGAAAGUCCUGAGCACGAAGCCGAUGCUUAUGUUUCUGGCUGGGGUGUUCGCAAAGUGAGAAGGGAAUGUGUUCGCCCAACUGAAUUGCAUGGGGUAAGCCUAAAAAUCGUUGAUCGCAAGAACUGCGCUCUCUCCAAAUAUUCAUUGAUUGGUUGGGAAAUCACCGCGGACAUGAUCUGCGCCACCGAUCAGGGCAAGGACGCAUGCGGUAAUGACCUUGGCGGACCUCUGGUAUCUAAUGCUCAACUUGUGGGCGUUGUUUCUUGGGCUGAGGGAUGCGCCAAGCCCGGAUAUCCGGGAGUUUAUGCCAAUGUUGCAUAUUUUAAUAAAUGGCUACAGACGGCGAUUGCAGAGCUCGAAAAUAACUAUACAACUGAGCAACUACCUGUCUAA